ACAACGGAUACUAUCAAUAUAUACAAGGUUGCCAAGUCGCAAGAUAAUGAGUGCAGCUUUUGAAAAACUUCGGGAAAAGAUGGCCCAAGACACCGUUUAUUGGGAUUUAAAACAAAAGGUGCGUGGACUGGAGACCGACCAUGCGAAGAUGCAGCAGAACAUGCUGGAGUUACAGGUGCGGCAGUAUCAAGAGGAAUUGAGUCACAAGCCGGACGUUUUGAAUAAGUUAGGCAGUGUCCGUGAGAUCUGCAAUGCACUAAUAGAAUAUACCGAACGCCUCAGGGAAACAUUGUCUGGCUGUGAGGCCGACCAAUCAGCUCUUUGCGAGGCUUACCAGCAAUCGGGACAAAUGGUCUGCGAAAUGAAAACCCGGCAGCUACAGAACGAAGAGAAAAACAAGCAGGUUAUUGAGAACCUGCAGGAUAAACUAAAAAUGACAACAGAACAUCAGAGCCAGCUGGUGCAAUACUUCACCACAGAGCAACAGCGUGUUGAUGCCGAGUUAGUUGCAGUAAAAAAUGAACUUGCAUCUGUUCAGACCUCUAAAGAGCAGCUGAUAGCUACAAAUGCUGACCGUAAUCGCCAACUAGACCACUACCGCCAAGAACUAAAAGAGAAAGAGGAAGCCGUGGCGCAUCUUCGAAGACACAAUAAGCGAUUGAUUCAUGACUUCAACGUUCAAGCUGCUGAAAUGAAAUCAGAAAUGUCCCGGGUUGAAAAAGAACUCAAAGCAGUGACUGCUAGUAACGACUCUCUUAAGACAGCUCUGAUCAAUCAAGAAACUUACACUCAGAGCAUUUGUGAGGAAAACAAUGCACUGCAAGAAAAGAAUGCAGCAUUGGAGCAGGAACAAGAAUCUACUGGAAGCAUUGUGAAGGAACUUCGAGCUAAUAUUCAGGAUGCCACCAAAGCUAAUGACUUUUUAAAAGCCGAACUGGAAAUUUCUAUUAACAAGAAUAAAUACUUAGAAAAAGAAAUUAUUAAUAAAACACAGCUUCUAGCAGACGCAGAAACGGAUAAACAGGAAUUGCUAUCCAAAAUAUCAAUUAUAGAAACGGAAAACUGUGAAAUAGAAGCUGAUUUGAACAAAGCCACAAAUGCUAAGAUCACGGAACUGACCACAAUCAUCGAAACCAAAAAUCAAGAGCUUGACUCCAUAGCAUUUAUAGUUUCGCAUCUGAUGACUGAAGUAAAAUCGGCUGUGGACGCUCGAGUUAAGUUAGAAAUUACUCUGCAGAGCAUCAAAAGUGACAUUGACAUAGAGAGGCAGUCAACUAUGGAAAAAGAGCAAAAAAUGAUAAAACAGAUUGAAAGAUUGGAAGCUGUUGUUAAAGAACGGCUACAAGACAUGAUCAAAAACAUACAGGGGAAAACUGACAACAUUCAGAAGGAACUUACAGGACCAUUGAUGCGAUCUUCAGCAAUUCAACCUGAAUUAGACGAUAAUGCUGUUAUGUCGACUCCUUCUAACGGGAGGCGUAAUCCUGCACCAAUGAACGAGCCUCAUUUUCCAACACCACGCGUGGGUCUCAACAACGACAGUCUCUUCAAUUUCCUCAGCGAUGACAGUAUGGAUGAAGACAACUCUCUUGACGUUGCGGAAGUAAACCGACGAUUUGAAGCAUUAUCACGUGGUGAACGCCUUACGCCGGUACCGCUGGCGUCGCUGAGGAAACGUCGCGCAAGUAUGCUUAUACCGCACGGUGGACUAAGCUCUAAACAUCAUUCCCAGCCCAAAAAGAAUGAGGACAUCAUUUCCUUGUCGCAAGAUGAGAAAUCCGUGAAGGACAAGCCACGUUUAUUCUUAAAACACAACCGCAACAGAACCAAGUCUAAGAAGAAUUAG
This is a messenger RNA of Hyposmocoma kahamanoa, 1846 nucleotides long. RefSeq names its product myosin-10-like. The record is from RefSeq and is a predicted model, not a curated record. NCBI's taxonomy places the organism in Eukaryota, Metazoa, Arthropoda, Insecta, Lepidoptera, Cosmopterigidae. The transcript has 12 exons. The coding region runs from base 47 to 1846 and encodes 599 amino acids.